Molecule: messenger RNA, 2360 nt
Organism: Pomacea canaliculata
Lineage: Eukaryota; Metazoa; Mollusca; Gastropoda; Architaenioglossa; Ampullariidae
Product: nose resistant to fluoxetine protein 6-like
Exons: 15
Coding region: 1-2268 (755 amino acids)
Molecular function (GO): acyltransferase activity, transferring groups other than amino-acyl groups
Source: RefSeq, a predicted model, not a curated record
AUGACGACUGCUGGCGGUGGCUAUGUCGUGCUGUUGUUGCUGCUGUUUCUCAGCAUCCACACCGAAACAGACGCCGCAGAAGCUCUGUCUCACGUCCAGCGCCUGGAACUGGCGUCUCGUCUCACCAGGGGCGCCACCGCGGAUCCCGCCAGCCUCAUUACAGCCCCGGAUGUAGAGAAGCUGUUGACUCUGUCCAGCGCGACCGUCCAGCAGGCCGUGCUGACUUCCUCCACUACCUUGUCGUUGUCGUCGUCGUCGUCGAAUGACGUGGCGAGCGGGGCGGAGGUGUGUGCCAACGACACCAUCACCACCAUCAUGGCGCUGACACAGAGACAGAUGUGGGCCGUGCGGAUGGUGGACGCUGCCGGCAAACCCAAACCAGACAUACUGGACGGCAACUUCAUCUGGCCCGGCGCCUACGACGUGUGCUUCUCCAUCCGUUCUGACGUCACAGGGAACCGGUCGAGUCAGUUCUCCGGCCAGUACUGCACGGCCACUGUGCCACUUCCGGUUACAUCUCAAGGGGUAUUCGGCCCCCCGGUCCUGUCUGUGGGGCUGUGUGUCCCCAACUCCUGCUCCUCCUCUGACAUCACCUUGAUUCUGACAGAUGUCCUUGCGCUUCUAAACACCUCACUGAGCGUGCAGGUCACGUGUCCAGAGAAAACCAAGCCUCUGGAUGUCAAGGCCAAGGUCGCCAUCGCCAUCUGCAGUGUGUUGCUGGCCUUGAUGGUCGUCGGGACUGUGGUGGACGUUGUCUUCAUUCAGAUGCCCAAAUGGUGGCCCCAGGACAAACUGGAUUUCGCCGCCAACGGUGCAGCUGGUCCUGAUGAGCAUCAGCCGCUCCUGCAAAGCCAACAGACCAAAGCCAGUGUUCCCAGACUCGGUGUUGCCAUUAUGCUCCUCGUUGCCUUCUCCAUCUACACCAACGGUUCCAAGUUGCUGUCCACCCACCAGCCACCCGGCAGUUUCACCUGCAUCCACGGCAUCCGCUUCCUGAGCAUGACCUGGGUCGUCCUGGGUCACAGCUUCCUGUUUCCACUGUCCGUUGCAGAAAAUGUUGGGAGAUUCUUGCCAACCGGCAUCAAGCGCUGGACUAUUCAGGGAAUCGUCAACGCCACUGUGUCCGUCGACAGUUUCUUCGCCCUCAGCGGUCUGCUGGUGGCCUACCUCACCCUGAAAGAACUGAGGAAGAACAGCGGGAAACUAAACUGGUUUAUGUUUUACUUUCACAGAUUUUGGAGACUGACUCCAGCGUACAUGCUGGUCAUCAUGGUCUACUCAUGUCUGUCCUCUUACUGGGGUGACGGACCCUUGUGGCCAUCAGCCCUUCCUGACAGGGAUAAGUGCAGCGAGAAGUGGUGGACCAACCUGCUGUACAUCAACAAUCUGAUGAGCUUCAAAGAGACAUGUCUUGCUCAUUCCUGGUACCUGGCCAAUGACAUGCAGUUUUACAUUCUCAGCCCGCUCAUUUUCUUACCUUUAUUCUACUCCCCACUGCUGGGGCUCAGCUCGGCGGCGGUGUUCAUUCUAGUGUCGGCCCUCACUCCUGGCAUCUUGACCAUGAGGGACAACCUUCCUCCGGGUUUUAGUGCUCAAGUUGAAGGCAUCAGUGUAAAUUUAUCGGACUACAUGGACUUCUACAACAAACCCUACAACAGAAUGGGUCCUUACGCCGUGGGAAUGGUGGCCGGCUACAUCCUGUACCGCACGGACUGCCGGUUGAAAAUCAACAAGGUGUGGCAUCGCCGACAUUAUGGUUUUAAUGAAGUCGUUGUGACGUCACAGGUCAUCAAUCUGUGCGCAUGGGCAGUGGCGACUGGCUGCGCCCUGUCCGUGUUGUACGGUCUGCACGGGGCGUCCACCGGGUCCCCCAUGACCUUAGCGACCUCCGCCUUCUACAACGCCGUCAGCCGUCACGUGUGGGGGGCCUGCGUGUGCUGGGUGGUGGUGGCUUGCGUCACCGGAAACGGAGGUUUCGUCAACACCAUCCUCUCCUGGUCAGCCUUUGUGCCCCUCAGUCGUCUGACCUACUGCAUCUACUUGUUACACAUCAUGAUAAUCGACCUUUACAUUCUGGAUUCAGAUACAACUUUUUAUGCGAACGAUGUCAACAUGGUGAUGCUUUUCCUCUCGGUUUUGGUCGUCUCCUACAUGGCGGCUGUAGUCGCUUCUCUAAGUUUCGAGGCGCCCAUGAUGGGGCUGGAGAGGGUUCUACUCCGCCGAGAGAAGCAAGAAAAGGCCGGCAUGGCAGACGUCCAGAGUAAGUGAGUUCGCUGACUCACUGCUCACUGACUCGCUGCUCACUUGGAACCUUGAGUCAGUCCACACAACAAGAAGGAACAAACGAACAGAUGAGAUUC